Budorcas taxicolor (takin) is the source of this 468-nucleotide messenger RNA. RefSeq names its product U1 small nuclear ribonucleoprotein C-like. Gene Ontology annotation, molecular function: zinc ion binding; pre-mRNA 5'-splice site binding. Gene Ontology annotation, biological process: mRNA 5'-splice site recognition; mRNA splicing, via spliceosome; spliceosomal snRNP assembly. The transcript has a single exon. Bases 1 to 468 code for a protein of 155 amino acids. Lineage: Eukaryota; Metazoa; Chordata; Mammalia; Artiodactyla; Bovidae. The record is from RefSeq and is a predicted model, not a curated record. Gene Ontology annotation, cellular component: nucleus; U1 snRNP.
AUGCCUCAAUUUUAUUGUGACUACUGUGACACACACCUCACCCAUGAUUCUCCAUCUGUGAGAAAGACACACUGGAGUGGCAGGAAGCACAGAGAGACUGUGAGAGACUACUAUCAGAAAUGGAUGGAAGAGCAGGCUCAGAGCCUGACUGACAAAACAACUGCUGCGUUUCAACAAGGAAAGAUACCUCCUACACCCUUCUCUCCUCCUCCUCCUGCAGGGGCAAUGAUCCCACCUCCCCCCAGUCUCCCAGGUCCUCCUCGCCCUGGGAUGACGCCUGCACCUCACAUGGGGGGCCCUCCCAUGAUGCCGAUGAUGGGUACCCCUCCUCCUGGGAUGAUGCCAGUUGGAUCUGCUCCUGGAAUGAGGCUGCCUACGGGAGGCCACAUGCCAAUGAUGCCUGGGCCCCCAAUAAUGAGACCUCGGGUCCAUCCCAUGAUGGUGCCCACCCGGACAGGAAUGACCUGA